AUAAGGUUUUUAAUAUAUAGGUAUAUAAGUUAGCUUAAAGUUCUCAGUUUAUAUUUUGUAUACAGAAGUUUGAAGAUAUGGAUCUUUUGUUAUACGUGAAUUCGGGCGGUAAGGUAAGUGUGAUACUGUUGCUGCUGAUUCUGCUCUGGACCACGCUGGACAUGACCAAGGCUGAGCUGAACACAACCAAAGUGCCAGGCAACCAUCAGCUCUCCAUGCAAAUCCUUGACAAUAAUACAUAUGCCGAUCAGGCGCCAGUCGAUUAUUAUGUGUCCCUGCGCCAGCGCCACAAGGAAACCUUUCGCUAUGGGUCCGGCCAUGUGUGCGGUGGUGCGCUCAUUAGCCCCAAUGUGGUGGCAACCGCAGCGCAUUGCUUUGUAGACCAGACCAGGUACGAUGGCAGCUUUCUGCCCAUAUCGCGGUUCCUGGUGGUGCUGGGAAGCCAGCCUCGCUUUGUUCGCGACGAGCAGGCGUUAUCCUUUUCGCUGGAGUGGCUGCUAAUGAACCUGACCAAGUUUGAUACGAGCACCUACGACAAGGACAUCGCAUUGAUCAUACUGAACGCCACAGUGCCGUACAUCAUGCAGCCCAUCCAGUUCAGCGAGACAGCCGCUCAGCCGGAAGCCACGUGCCACAUCAGAGGCUGGAACAAUAGUCAAAUGGAGUACUACUUGGGCGAGAUGAUUAGGCUGAAUGUGACGCUCAUCGAUGAGAGAGCUUGCAAGGGUGCCUCCAAUCUUAUUGAGAAGUUCCUGCGCCCUGGCAUGCUGUGUGCCAGCAAUGCGAACAAGGAUCAGCUGGAUGGAUGCACCGUCGAUGCGGGUGAGCCGCUCCUCUGCGACGGCAAGCUGGUCGGCAUCAGCUCGUGGGGCAUUAGGUGCGGCAUGCCCCAAAUUCCCGGUGUCUAUGCCAAUGUGACACACUACAGGCAUUGGAUAGACAAUACCAUUGCGAGCUAUCAAUUGAAAGAUCCCCAAAAUCCAAAGUAUGGCCAUAGCGAACUCAUGCGCUCGGACGAGUUCGAGGAUGUUGCCAGAUCAUCUGGCACCAAGUUCGAACGACUAUACAGGACAAUACUCUACCUAGGUAUUAUGCUGAGUCUAUGCUAUUUCUAGAGCGAAUCAGAAGCACACACACACACACACACAUACACGAUCAUUUAUACGGAGACAACCCAUGAAUCAUAGCAUACUUUUAGGACGCGUUGGAAUAACCCAUUUUGGAGUAAUGGAUCAUUGAUAAGAUGAAACACUUUAUAUGACCAAAAACACAACGUAAAUUAAAUGUACUUCAAAUCGAAAACCCGAAAA
Drosophila virilis is the source of this 1310-nucleotide messenger RNA. Its product is annotated as kallikrein-14. NCBI's taxonomy places the organism in Eukaryota, Metazoa, Arthropoda, Insecta, Diptera, Drosophilidae. Gene Ontology annotation, molecular function: serine-type endopeptidase activity. Gene Ontology annotation, biological process: proteolysis. The record is from RefSeq and is a predicted model, not a curated record.